Molecule: messenger RNA, 2630 nt
Organism: Punctularia strigosozonata HHB-11173 SS5
Lineage: Eukaryota; Fungi; Basidiomycota; Agaricomycetes; Corticiales; Punctulariaceae
Exons: 4
Coding region: 12-2228 (738 amino acids)
Source: RefSeq, a predicted model, not a curated record
CUGCCAUCGACAUGCCAACUAGCGAACUCUCUGAUGCUCUGAAUCCAAAUGUCGUGCAUCAACGCAACACGCCCCAUAUGCCCUAUGCAUCUCCUUCUACAUCCCACUUGCAACCAGUCCUGCGUCAAGCGCGUGAGCACGUUCCUCAUCGCAGCGAGCUCGAGCUAGCCAUCAGCGAGCCUGUUCCUCCCCCAGUCGCUGCUGCUCCUACUCCGGUGCCACCUCCACCCACCACGACAGCGUUACGACCACGAGGGGCUCAGGGCCCGCACGGCUUCAAUGCGGUGACAGAGCUAGUGCGGGUCAUCGCGGGGACGAGGCAGCUGACGGAGAUCGAGCAUCGGCGUAGGACGGCCUGGGAGCAAGAACAGGAUGCCAAGCUCACCCGUCGAGACGCGGAGAUGGAAGGUCAGCUCGUCGAAAUGCGGAACGAGAUUGCAGCUCUCAAGGCGUACGUCGGCCUUCUACCUUUCAUGCAGCAGCAGCAGCAGCAACCGCAGCAGGCCGAUGCUAGUCCGAUGGAUGAGAUCACGUUUGGAACGGAACUUCCUCAGACUCAACCUCACUCGGUCAUCGAACCCGGGUCACCGCCUGAGGGAGGUCGAUCUGCGGAAGGUCAUGAUUACUUCGGGUUGCCGGCGUAUGAAGGAGGGUACAUUGAGGAACAACCGGAUACAACCAUGUCUUCGCCUUCGAUGCUUCCCCAAACUCAGCCAUACAUAGCUGCCCCCAGUCCUCCCAUGGUUCCUCCAAAUCGCAUUCACCCAGCCGAACCCAUUGGGGUGCAAGUUACUCAGGAAUCUAGCCUAACUUCCUCGGUGUCGACAAUACAAACUGAAGCGUCAAUGUCUCUGCGUUCAGAAGUUCUACCUCAAGAUAUCAAUUACCAAACUUCCUAUGCUCCCCUUCCGAGCUAUUACGCUCCUAUCGCACCCGGUCAUGGUGUACCAACACAUAUGGGAUAUGGUGGCCAAACCAUGGCAUACGGUGGCGAGCCUCCUCCGGAGUUCGUGCAAGGAUCUUCCUCUCGGCCUCUACAGGCUAUUCCAAACGAUAGGUUCCCGUACCCUGCACCUAAAGAUGGACAUCUGGGUAACCAUAUGAGCUGGUGCGCACCCGGCGCCGACGUAGCUACUAUGCCACCUGCGUCCGUGCCAUUUCCCAUGCCAGAGCAAACACCAUCACCGGAGAUGGUGCUUGUUGCUGGAUCGUUACCACCCACUCCGAGGGAUUCCCAUGAGGACAGCAGCGGUGACGAAAGCUCGGACAUGUCCGACUCAGGCGGGCUCUACACUCGACGGAAGAAUCACCACGACAAAGGUUGCUAUACGAUCCAGCACGCCAUGCGCAUCCGUAUGCUCGAGAUGAUGGACGUGCUAUCCGACAAGGCUCUUCCCGACAGCCACAACGAGAGCACGCCUUUGGCCCGCUCCGCGCCGGUGCGCUUCGUGUGGGAGAAGACCCCGCGGCAAUCGGCGCAUAAUGCAGCGAUGAAACGGCGCGUAGUAGACGACAUGCGCUCGGACAAGACGAGGAAGCGGUUUCGGCACGUGGCGGAGAAGGAGUUCACGAAGGCGACGGUGGACAAGACGUUCGACCAGUGCUUCACGACGAUGAGGCAGAAGUAUCGGGCACAGAGGGAUGCGGCGGCGGCUGGCAGAGAUCGGCAGAGAGAAGACAAGAAGGCUAAGCGAUCGAGGAGGCUAGGAAGGAAGAAGAAUAAACUCAGCACGCGUAUAGCAGCGAGGAAAUUCCGCGCUGAGUUGAACGAUCCGGCGUUUGACGCUGUGUUCCAGGUGGAAUGCAUGUCGUCGGAGGAGAGCGUCGACGGAGACGACGAUUCCGAUGCGGGCUCGGUUUGGAGCGCGUUCCCGGAUGCCCCUCGAAUUGUGCAUCUGCGCGCUCCGACAUGGCGGUCCUCGCGCCUGGUUCACUUCCUCGGGAUUCUCGACGAAUACGGAGACAAAGUACGGGACCAAGAGAAGGAGAAGAAUGCGAAAAAGCGGGUAGCGGCCCCGAGGACGAAGAUGCGCGGACCGGCGAAGGAGAAUUCUCGUCCACCACCCGGACUGCAGCGGUGGAUGAUCAGCAAGCGUUGGCUGGCGAGGGUGGACCUGAACACCAUCGAUUUGCAACUGGACGGUGAUGCUAGUGGGACUGUACGCGACGUUGACUGGUCGUUGUUAGGACCAGAAAGCGAUGCGGAGAAUGGCGAUGGUGGUCAUUAGCAAUGUACAUGCUCGCGAUGAGGGUGAUGUCCGCUGAAGCGUCGAUGAAACUUCGGCCAGCCACCCUCGGACCCUCGCGUGCUCCCGGGCUGUUCACCGCUGGGGUUCAUUCAAUUAUCGCCUGCAUAACCAGCACGCUUGUCUGACUGAGGAGAAGAGUAGCUCAACAUUGGUCAACGCAAGGUGCGAUCAGUAGGGAGGUAGGUAGGUUGGUUGGUUGGUAGUUUUAAUCUGCGCGGCCACAAUACCGAAACAGCCGGGCCCCAGGGCCUCGCACUAGUUGCGAGCCGGGACACCCUGGUCUACACGGUUCCCGUCCGCCCUAUGAGCCAACACACCGCUUCGACCAGAGGGUGUAUGAUUGCAUGAAUGUGUAUCGUACUGUAUGUCCUACCCCAGUCC